Messenger RNA from Nematolebias whitei (Rio pearlfish), 819 nucleotides. RefSeq names its product collectin-11-like. The transcript is spliced from 6 exons. NCBI's taxonomy places the organism in Eukaryota, Metazoa, Chordata, Actinopteri, Cyprinodontiformes, Rivulidae. The record is from RefSeq and is a predicted model, not a curated record. Bases 1 to 819 code for a protein of 272 amino acids.
AUGAGAGGAGGAAAACUGGUGCUUCCUGCAGUGCUGCUGUCUGUGAUGAGUUUAUUACCACUUCAGAUUUCAUUUGGACAGCACAUGGCUGAGGACUCCUGUACCGUUCAGAUUCUUGUCCCUGGACUCAAAGGAGAACCAGGAGACAAAGGACAAAAAGGAGCACCUGGACGACCAGGGAGAGUUGGUCCUCCAGGAGAGAUUGGGCAACCUGGGCUUCAAGGACAGAAAGGCAUUAUGGGACGUCAUGGGAAAGUUGGCCCAAGUGGAUUUAAAGGAUUUAAAGGAGACAUGGGCGAGCCAGGCCCAAGUGGUCCUAAUGGAGAACCAGGCGUGCCAUGCGAGUGCACAUCAAUAAGAAAGAUGAUUGGAGAAAUGGACAUUCUGGUGUCGCAACUGUCCUCCGAGCUGAAAUUCAUCAAAAAUGCUGUUGCCGGCAUGAAGGAGACGGAGAGUAAGGUCUAUCUGCUGGUGAAGGAAGCGAAGCGCUACGCCGACGCCGAGGUCCACUGUCAGUCGAGGGGGGGGCACCUGGCCAUGCCAAAGGACGACGGCGCCAACGCAGCCGUUGCGGGAUGUAUAACCGACGCAGGCCUGAGCAGAGUUUACAUUGGAAUUCACGACCUUGACCACGAAGGGAAAUUCACCUACGUGGAUCGCUCCCCCAUGACCACCUUCAGCAAAUGGAAAAAAGGGGAGCCCAACAACGCGUACGACGACGAGGACUGUGCCGAGAUGGUGGCCUCCGGGGAGUGGACAGAUGUGGCGUGCCAUCCCACCAUGUAUUUCGUUUGUGAGUUCGACAAAGACGCUAUUUGA